Molecule: messenger RNA, 7228 nt
Organism: Oncorhynchus kisutch (coho salmon)
Lineage: Eukaryota; Metazoa; Chordata; Actinopteri; Salmoniformes; Salmonidae
Product: receptor-type tyrosine-protein phosphatase-like N
Exons: 27
Coding region: 287-5551 (1754 amino acids)
Biological process (GO): insulin secretion involved in cellular response to glucose stimulus; regulation of secretion; protein dephosphorylation
Cellular component (GO): synapse; secretory granule
Molecular function (GO): protein tyrosine phosphatase activity
Source: RefSeq, a predicted model, not a curated record
GCCACCACAGACCGAGCGAUUCCCGCUCCCCAAUCCGCUCCAGAAUUUCAAGGGUUUGGAUGCCCUUGUGUCGUAUGUAUGUUUGUUUUUUUCCUCUCUUUUUCUGGCCAAACCCAGUUAUUGCACUUUAGCGAAACGUUUUGUUUCGGUGAAUCCAGCGCGGUAUAGGUCUGCCCGUAGCUGGGUGAAGAAACAUGGGGAUUUGAUUCUAUUUCCAACGGGACAGGAAUUGGAUCGUGUUGGUACAUCAGACAAUAGUUGUAUUUUAGGUGGUGUCUGUCUAAAAAUGAAGCACCCGAAGCUAUGGAGAGCGUUACUUUUCAUGACGGUGUUGUACCAGUUUGGGACGUCAAGCAGAUACGGUUGUGUGUUUGAGACAAGGCUGUGCUCCAGGGAGCAGUUCUGCUCUGAUGACGGUCUCUUUGGGCAGUGCCGUACCUCUAAGCAGGACCAGGUGCAGUACCAGGUGUCAUUUCCUGUUUUGAAGAGGAUGCAGGAAGUCCUCAAGCAGCUCAUGCUACAGGGUCUGUCCUGGCAGGAUGACAUUACCCAGUACGUUGUUGCCAAAGAGCUGAGCAGAGUUCCUCACACCACACAGUCCCUAAAGGCCUCCUCCUUUUCACAAACCAAGCAGAGCUCCUCCAAUCAGAGAGCACACCUCAGCAGCUCCUCCAAUCAGAGAGGAUACCCCAGCAGCUCCUCUAAGCAGGGAGGAUACCCCAGCAGCUCCUCCAGUCAGGGAGGAUACCCCAGCAGCUCCUCUAAGCAGGGAGGAUACCUCAGCAGCUCCUCCAGUCAGGGAGGAUACCCCAGCAGCUCCUCUAGUCAGGGAGGAUACCCCCACUCCUCAAGUCAGGGAGGAUACCCCAGCAGCUCCUCUAAGCAGGGAGGAUACCCCAGCAGCUCCUCCAGUCAGGGAGGAUACCCCAGCAGCUCCUCUAAGCAGGGAGGAUACCCCAGCAGUCCUCCAGUCAGGGAGGAUACCCCAGCAGCUCCUCUAAGCAGGGAGGAUACCUCAGCAGCUCCUCCAGUCAGGAGGAUACCCAGCAGCUCCUCUAAGCAGGGAGGAUACCCCAGCAGCUCCUCCAGUCAGGGAGGAUACCCCAGCAGCUCCUCCAGUCAGGGAGGAUACCCCAGCAGCUCCUCUAAGCAGGGAGGAUUACCUCAGCAGCUCCUCCAGUCAGGGAGGAUACCCCAGCAGCUCCUCAACUCCUCCAGUCAGGGAGGAUACCCCAGCAGCUCCUCCAGUCAGGGAGGAUACCCCAGCAGCUCCUCCAGUCAGGGAGGAUACCCCAGCAGCUCCUCUAAGCAGGGAGGAUACCCCAGCAGCUCCUCCAGUCAGGGAGGAUACCCCAGCAGCUCCUCUAAGCAGGGCGAGGAUACCCCAGCAGCUCCUCUAAGCAGGGAGGAUACCCCAGCAUCUCCUCUAAGCAGGGAGUAUACCCCAGCAGCUCCUCCAGUCAGGGAGGAUAACCCAGCAGCUCCUCUAAGCAGGGAGGAUACCCCAGCAGCUCCCUCUAAGCAGGGAGGAUACCCCAGCAUCUCCUCUAAGCAGGGAGGAUACCCCAGCAUCUCCUCUAAGCAGGGAGGAUACCCCAGCAUCUCCUCUAAGCAGGGAGGAUACCCCAGCGUCUCCUCUAAGCAGGAGGAUACCCCAGCAGCUCCUCCAGUCAGGGAGGAUACCCCAGCAGCUCCUCCAAUCAGGGAGGAUACCCAGUCAGACGGUCUCUUUGGGCAGUGCCGUACCUCUAAGCAGGACCAGGUGCAGUACCAGGUGUCAUUUCCUGUUUUGAAGAGGAUGCAGGAAGUCCUCAAGCAGCUCAUGCUACAGGGUCUGUCCUGGCAGGAUGACAUUACCCAGUACGUUGUUGCCAAAGAGCUGAGCAGAGUUCCUCACACCACACAGUCCCUAAAGGCCUCCUCCUUUUCACAAACCAAGCAGAGCUCCUCCAAUCAGAGAGCACACCUCAGCAGCUCCUCCAAUCAGAGAGGAUACCCCAGCAGCUCCUCUAAGCAGGGAGGAUACCCCAGCAGCUCCUCCAGUCAGGGAGGAUACCCCAGCAGCUCCUCUAAGCAGGGAGGAUACCUCAGCAGCUCCUCCAGUCAGGGAGGAUACCCCAGCAGCUCCUCUAGUCAGGGAGGAUACCCCAGCAGCUCCUCUAAGCAGGGAGGAUACCUCAGCAGCUCCUCCAGUCAGGGAGGAUACCCCAGCAGCUCCUCUAAGCAGGGUGGAUACCUCAGCAGCUCCUCAAGUCAGGGAGGAUACCCCAGCAGCUCCUCUAAGCAGGGAGGAUACCCCAGCAGCUCCUCCAGUCAGGGAGGAUACCCCAGCAGCUCCUCUAAGCAGGGAGGAUACCCCAGCAGCUCCUCCAGUCAGGGAGGAUACCCCAGCAGCUCCUCUAAGCAGGGAGGAUACCUCAGCAGCUCCUCCAGUCAGGGAGGAUACCCCAGCAGCUCCUCUAAGCAGGGAGGAUACCCCAGCAGCUCCUCCAGUCAGGGAGGAUACCCCAGCAGCUCCUCCAGUCAGGGAGGAUACCCCAGCAGCUCCUCUAAGCAGGGAGGAUACCUCAGCAGCUCCUCCAGUCAGGGAGGAUACCCCAGCAGCUCCUCAAGUCAGGGAGGAUACCCCAGCAGCUCCUCCAGUCAGGGAGGAUACCCCAGCAGCUCCUCUAAACAGGGAGGAUACCCCAGCAGCUCCUCCAGUCAGGGAGGAUACCCCAGCAGCUCCUCCAGUCAGGGAGGAUACCCCAGCAGCUCCUCCAGUCAGGGAGGAUACCCCAGCAGCUCCUCUAAGCAGGGAGGAUACCCCAGCAGCUCCUCCAGUCAGGGAGGAUACCCCAGCAGCUCCUCUAAGCAGGGAGGAUACCCCAGCAGCUCCUCUAAGCAGGGAGGAUACCCCAGCAUCUCCUCUAAGCAGGGAGUAUACCCCAGCAGCUCCUCCAGUCAGGGAGGAUACCCCAGCAGCUCCUCUAAGCAGGGAGGAUACCCCAGCAGCUCCUCUAAGCAGGGAGGAUACCCCAGCAUCUCCUCUAAGCAGGGAGGAUACCCCAGCAUCUCCUCUAAGCAGGGAGGAUACCCCAGCAUCUCCUCUAAGCAGGGAGGAUACCCCAGCGUCUCCUCUAAGCAGGGAGGAUACCCCAGCAGCUCCUCCAGUCAGGGAGGAUACCCCAGCAGCUCCUCCAAUCAGGGAGGAUACCCCAGUCAGGUUGACAGACACCAGGACCACUUGAUAGUAGACCAUCUCCAGUCCCCCCUCCGCAUGCAGACAUCUCCCAUGGACCCCUUUACCUACCAACAGCACAGAUACCAGGAAGAUAUGGAGCGCUCCCUCCACCAGGGAAGAGGAGUCUAUGCAGGGCUCCGCCCCUCCGCCAGAUACCAACAGGCCAAACAGAGAGAGAGAGACCAUCAACUGCUACAGCACGUCAUCUCCCUCUAUCUGUCCUCUUCCCCUGCACAGCCCUCAUUCCGCCACCGGGGGGCAGCAGCCCUGCCGGCCCCACCCUACUACGAGGAACCGGAACUGCCUCUGGACUAUGUAGAGGACUACAGUCUGACAGAGCUGGCUAUGGCUAGAGCCAGACAACAGCAGCAGCUUCCACAGCAUGACUACAGCUCUCUGGCUGGGCUGGAUGAGUCUAUCCUACAGCGUAUGGUGGAGACCCUGGAAAGGUAUGGUAUUGGCCCUAGAGAGCUGACCCCCCAGCAGCUCUACAGACUGGCUGUGGUGCUGCAGCUGAUGCAGGCUGAGGACAAGAACAACAUAGAGCCACUUACCGAUGAUCCAAAGAAGACUCAGCAGGUUCUUAAAAGCAGUGACACAGUGCCCGAAAAGGUAGAGAAAGCUCCUGUCCUUGUCCCCGGGCCCAAAGUGGUCCCUACCCUGGCCUCAGCUGCCACUAGUCCCCCCAUCACGGCACCUCUAGAGGGCAGCGUGACGGCCAAGGACUCCUCCGUCUCUGUGGAGGAUGUGAAAGAGAAGGUGAAAAGCUCCAGUGUCCCAGCUGCUGAGAGGGGAACAGCAGACAGGGAGAAGUAUGGAUACAUCGUCACCAACCAGAGUCCUCUCAGUCUGUAUAAUGGGGUGAAACUACUGGGCGUACUUGCAGAGAGGAUCCACCUGACUACCAGCAGCUUCAUCAACAUCAGUGUGGUGGGCCCUGCCCUGACGUUCAGGAUCAGGCAGAACCCUCAGAACAUGAGUGCAGAGGAUAUGGCUGAGAAGGCUGGUGAGAACAUCUCUCUCUCUCUCUCUCUCUCUCUCAGGAGUGAGGGUCAUGGGCUGCCCCAUGCCACGUGGGUGAGGCGGGGCUCCAGUGGGCUGGUACUGACACUGGUGUCCAUGGCGUGUGUGGGCGGCGUGGUGGUGGUAGCAUUGACCAUCGCCUGUCUCCGACACCACACCAAGCAGCUGGCCUCAGGGAAACUGGGCCUCGGACCCGAGGGAGGACCGGAGACACACGUUGACUACCAGGAGCUCUGCAGGCAGCACAUGGCAGCCAAGCCGUCGUUCAGUCGUCAGGAGGCGGUGGGCGGGGGAGCGGGGGGUCGGAGGGGGACAGACACCUCCAGGGUGAGCAGUGUGUCGUCCCAGUUCAGUGACGGCCCACAACACAGCCCCUCCUCACACAGCAGUACGCCCUCCUGGAGCGAGGAGCCCGCCCAGUCCAACAUGGACAUCUCUACUGGUCACAUGAUACUGGCCUAUAUGGAGGAUCAUCUGGAGAAUAAGGACCGUCUGCUGAAAGAGUGGGAGGAUCUUUGUUCCUACCAGGCUGAACCCAGUGCUGUCACUGUAGCACAGAGUGAAGCCCACCUGGAGAAGAACCGCUGUUCGGACUCUCUUCCCUAUGAUCAUUCCCGUGUGAAAUUGAAGGCAGAGAGCAACUCCACCAAGGAAGACUACAUUAACGCCAGCACCAUAAUUGACCAUGACCCUCGGCUGCCUGCUUACAUCGCCACCCAGGGACCACUGGCACACACCAUCGCUGACUUCUGGCAGACUGUCUGGGAGAAUGGCUGUACAGUGAUAGUGAUGAUGACAGCCCUGGUUGAGGAUGGAGAGAUUCAGUGUGUUCGCUACUGGCCUGACGAGGGAUCCUCCCUCUACCACAUCUACGAGGUGAAUUUGGUCUCUGAACACAUCUGGUGUAAAGACUUCCUGGUUCGUAGUUUCUACCUGAAGAACGUUCAGACCCAGGAGACUCGUACCUUGACACAGUUCCACCUGCUCAGCUGGCCCUCCAACGGAAUCCCUACCUCCACACGCCCUCUGCUGGACUUCCGCAGGAAGGUGAAUAGGUGCUACAGAGCUCGAUCCUGCCCCAUCAUCGUCCACUGCAGUGACGGCACUGGCAGAACGGGAACCUACAUCCUUAUUGACAUGGUCCUCAAUCGCAUGGCUAAGGGCGUGAAGGAGAUUGAUAUUGCUGCGACAUUGGAACACAUUCGGGAUCAGAGACCAAACUUAGUCCGCACCAAGGACCAGUUUGAGUUUGCCCUGACUGCCGUGGCAGAAGAGGUCAAUGCCAUCCUGAAGGCUCUGCCAUAGUGAACCAUGUGUCUACCACCUCGUGUGCCAGAACCUUACAACUAGAAUUACCAUGAAAGUUAUGCAUCAUAAUACCAAUGACGGCCAUAUUGAGUGUCCCCCAUGAUUGCACCAUUCACACUGCUGUGGUCUGACGGGUUGUUGACGAUCUAGUAAUUCUAUUUCUAUGGCCAUUAUUAACCCUUCCUCUACAUCCAGAUACACAACCAGGGAGGAACUAAAUUUCCCAGAGUCCAUUACUAUUACACCAAUGACCAUAGGAGUCAGUAAGACCGAACAAACAGAUCUGAGGCCAGGCUGCUAUCAUUAUGCAUUCAUAAUGAAAUUAAAUGAGGUUUUAAUAAAAUCCUGUAGAUUAUUCCAUUCAGGCAAAAACACUUUAAAUGUACAGUAGGACCCCUAAACAAUGUCUUGUUAUUCGAUUUUAGAUUGAGAUUUGGUCUUAAAAUACUGUGUCUUGAUUCUGUAACAUUUCUCCUUUCUCUGAUUCUCAGUCUCAGACAUGUCUCACUAGAGAUAUCACAAUUACCAUGAUCCCUCCUGUUCUGUUGUCAUGGUGAUGUUAUAUUACCAUGAACCCUCCUGUUCUGUUGUCAUGGUGAUGUUAUAUUACCAUGAACCCUCCUGUUCUGUUGUCAUGGUGAUGUUAUAUUACCAUGAACCCUCCUGUUCUGUUGUCAUGGUGAUGUUAUAUUACCAUGAACCCUCCUGUUCUGUUGUCAUGGUGAUGUUAUAUUACCAUGAACCCUCCUGUUCUGUUGUCAUGGUGAUGUUAUAUUACCAUGAACCCUCCUGUUCUGUUGUCAUGGUGAUGUUAUAUUACCAUGAACCCUCCUGUUCUGUUGUCAUGGUGAUGUUAUAUUACCAUGAACCCUCCUGUUCUGUUGUCAUGGUGAUGUUAUAUUACCAUGAACCCUCCUGUUCUGUUGUCAUGGUGAUGUUAUAUUACCAUGAACCCUCCUGUUCUGUUGUCAUGGUGAUGUUAUAUUACCAUGAACCCUCCUGUUCUGUUGUCAUGGUGAUGUUAUAUUACCAUGAACCCUCCUGUUCUGUUGUCAUGGUGAUGUUAUAUUACCAUGAACCCUCCUGUUCUGUUGUCAUGGUGAUGUUAUAUUACCAUGAACCCUCCUGUUCUGUUGUCAUGGUGAUGUUAUAUUACCAUGAACCCUCCUGUUCUGUUGUCAUGGUGAUGUUAUAUUACCAUGAACCCUCCUGUUCUGUUGUCAUGGUGAUGUUGUUUAAAACCACAUUGUACUCUAGAAGGUAUCCAUCCAUAUAACAUAACAGCAUGAGGCCCGUGGCUUGUUUAUGCAAGAAGACAGAGACCCUCACUAUGGUGAGGAUGAAGUGAGUGACAUACUAGAGUACAAUACGUUACACCAGUUUCUCUAAGGGGCUGGCGUUUACCUCUUAAGUUUAACUCUAAACCCAAUGAUAUAUUUAUAUUCAUUUUGUAAUUGAACUAUUACUGUACACUGACGACCUAAUCACUCACAUCUGAAUCAUAUCAAUUAUUGUCUUCAAUGUUACUGUAAAACCUCUGUGUUUAUUGUAAAUAAUUCACCUUAUUAUUCAUUAUAUGUUUAUUAAUGUAGCAAACACAUAGAAAACAACUAUAAAAAUAUUUUUCACUCAAUGUAUGUAAUUAAAUCUCUAUUGUGAUGUGGUGCAACAGCA